This is a messenger RNA of Penaeus indicus, 1098 nucleotides long. RefSeq names its product transcription factor Sp5-like. The record is from RefSeq and is a predicted model, not a curated record. Gene Ontology annotation, molecular function: DNA-binding transcription factor activity, RNA polymerase II-specific; RNA polymerase II cis-regulatory region sequence-specific DNA binding. Bases 1 to 1098 code for a protein of 365 amino acids. The transcript has a single exon. Gene Ontology annotation, biological process: regulation of transcription by RNA polymerase II. Lineage: Eukaryota; Metazoa; Arthropoda; Malacostraca; Decapoda; Penaeidae.
AUGUAUCCCGUCGGUACCUUAGGAGGUCCUCAGUUAUCUCACUGGAUGGGCAGUGAUGGUCUGAACAGCUUUAAUUCCUAUCAGCAGCCAAGUUUACCGCUUACGCCGUCACCUGAAACUCAGAAGGGGUAUUUCGCCAGUGUAUCGUCUGCGUCCUAUGGUGGGGUCAGCGCUUUGCCUUAUCAUUCCAUUCAACAGAGCUACGGCCAACACAGUUACAGCAACGGCGUCACGCCCCCGAUGCUCUCUCCUCCUCCCGAGAAGCCUGUUACGCCGCCGAAGGAUGGGCAGACGCGCCCCUGGUGGAGUACCACCGGUUCCACCACGCCGACGUCACACAUCACCCACAACUUCCACCGCCAGUUCCACCAUCAGUAUGCCAGCCCUAGUAUCCCGUCGGGAGGACAAGCGAAUCCGCAGUUUCUUCAGUCUCUCCCGAACUCCGUCACGCAAGACUCCUUGUUGCAUCAUCCAAGUGCCAUCGCCUCUGCUCUCCUCAACGCGCAGUCGUCCGUCAGUGUUCGGCGCUGUCGACGAUGCCGCUGCCCCAACUGCCAGAAUGCCUCGCGGGACGCUUCAGGCACCAAGAAGAGAGAACACGUUUGCCACAUUCCUGGAUGCGGUAAAGUGUAUGGCAAGACGUCCCACCUCAAGGCUCACCUUCGCUCCCAUGCCGGAGAGAAACCCUUCGCGUGCCAGUGGAUCUUCUGCAACAAGGCCUUCACUCGCUCUGACGAACUCCAACGUCACCUGCGAACACACACAGGCGAGAAACGUUUCGAGUGCGUCGAGUGCGGCAAACGUUUCAUGCGUUCGGAUCAUCUCACCAAACACGUCAAGACCCACGAGAACCGACGCGCCCGCGCUGCCUCCGCCGCCCUUGCUGAGACUGACGACGUCGAUGUGGAACUCUGCGAUGACGGCGUUGAAGACUGUGCAGAGGAACUUCUCUCUGUUACGCUGCCAGACUCUCCCGUAUCUGAAGCAGAACUACAAGAAAAUGACAUUAACAUCGGCAAUUUAAUAGACGGGUCUUAUCUAUACGGAAAAGAAAGUCACAUGUCGCAGUAUGGGCAUAUGCAAAACUUCCACAUGUAA